UGUGGAGGAAGCUAAGAAGAGGAUGUAUGCAUUAAGCACCACAACUUAUCAAGGAUUUCAAGCCGUAAUGACUGAGGAAAUGUCUGAAAAAUUUCAUGGUUUGCCUGGUGUUUUCUUUGUUUUGCCUGAUUCAUACAUUGAUCCUGUGAAUAAGGAAUAUGGAGGCGACAAGUAUGAAAAUGGGGUAAUUACUCCCAGGCCACCCCCAAUUCAAUAUAACAGGCAAGGGAGACCAAGAUAUCAAAACAGAACCGACCAGCCAAAUUAUAACUAUUUCAGCUUUAGUAACCAAGAAGGAUGUUGCAAAGUUCCCCUCUAG
Zingiber officinale is the source of this 319-nucleotide messenger RNA. RefSeq names its product multiple organellar RNA editing factor 1, mitochondrial-like. Lineage: Eukaryota; Viridiplantae; Streptophyta; Magnoliopsida; Zingiberales; Zingiberaceae. The coding region runs from base 23 to 319 and encodes 98 amino acids. The record is from RefSeq and is a predicted model, not a curated record. Gene Ontology annotation, cellular component: mitochondrion. Gene Ontology annotation, biological process: mitochondrial mRNA modification; cytidine to uridine editing. The transcript has 3 exons.